Trichomonas vaginalis G3 is the source of this 603-nucleotide messenger RNA. RefSeq names its product MULE transposase domain-containing protein. The coding region runs from base 1 to 603 and encodes 200 amino acids. The transcript has a single exon. The record is from RefSeq and is a predicted model, not a curated record. Lineage: Eukaryota; Parabasalia; Trichomonadida; Trichomonadidae.
AUGAUUUUCUAUUACGCCCCAUUCGAAGCAAAUGCUUUUUCACAUCAAAUACAAACUUAUCACAUUGAUUCCACUUAUAAGCUCUUGCGCUCUCGCAUACCAUUUUAUGCCGUCACUGGCAAAUUCGCGGAAUCAAUUGUUUUUCCGUUUUUGUAUUUUUUCGUUUGGCCCGACACAAGUGAAAAUAUACAAGUUUGUCUCACAGCAUAUUUUGGCUCCAUCAAUCGCGAACCAUCUUAUUUUUCAAUGGACUGCGCACCUCAAAUCACAAAUGCUGUUGAAACAGCCAUCCCCUUAUGCCAGAUCAUUUGGUGUGGCGUUCAUGUGUUGCGCGCUGUCAUGAGAAAGGCUGAAAAGUUUCAAGAUCGUUCCAACUUCGAAACUUUCUAUAACUUAAUGAAGUUAUUGGUCUUUGGUUCUGAAGAGGAAGAAAUUGAUCCUGAUGAAGUUUACAACAAUUUAGAAGAAAUUUUAAAUGAGGAACCUGCUGCCCGUGAAUACUUUGACCGACAGUGGCGCCAUCAUCUUGACAGGUGGAUGCUUCGCUAUAGAAAUGAAGGAGAUGAACAAACAACAUCUCGGAAUCACAUUUCAAGGUUUUGA